Rhinocladiella mackenziei CBS 650.93 is the source of this 1446-nucleotide messenger RNA. RefSeq lists its product as uncharacterized. Bases 1 to 1446 code for a protein of 481 amino acids. The transcript has 3 exons. NCBI's taxonomy places the organism in Eukaryota, Fungi, Ascomycota, Eurotiomycetes, Chaetothyriales, Herpotrichiellaceae. Gene Ontology annotation, cellular component: fungal-type vacuole membrane. Gene Ontology annotation, molecular function: transmembrane transporter activity. Gene Ontology annotation, biological process: transmembrane transport. The record is from RefSeq and is a predicted model, not a curated record.
AUGGCGGAUGGACAAGAGGAUUCAACCACUGCCCAUACCCACGGAGCCUCCCAAGUUCUUCGACCCGUCAAAGCAUUCCUCCGGGAAGUCGGCCUGGUGACUCUCUACAAUGCUCCAGCAGAUACCAAGAUUCUCAUCCUCCAGCGCUUUGUUCGCCUCUUUGCGUAUGGUGGCUCAACAUUGAUCCUCGCUUCUUACCUCUCGGACUUGGGCAUCUCGAACGCGAGGAUCGGCCUUUUCAUGACCUUGACCCUGAUUGGCGACGUGUUCAUCAGUUUUCUCUUGACUCUGAUGGCCGACAGUCUGGGUCGGCGGUGGAUUCUGGUUCUCGGUGCAGCGUUGAUGAGUGUCAGUGGUAUCGUUUUUGGGCUCAGCGGCCAUUACUGGGUAUUACUUGCGGGCGCCAUAAUCGGCGUCAUUAGUCCGAGUGGCAAUGAAAUUGGACCCUUUCGAGCGAUUGAGGAGUCGACCAUCGCACACUUGACAGCGAGUCCUGACCGAAGCGACAUAUACGCCUGGUAUUCCUUGAUUGGAACUGCGGGAACCGCCCUUGGAUUUAUCGGCUGCGGCGGGAUUAUUACCUUUCUGAGAGAGGAGAAACAGCUGGACUCCAUCAGAGCUUAUCGCGUCAUUUUCUUCAUCUACGCAGUCGUCGGGAUCAUCAAGUUAUGCCUUGCUCUCAUAUUGAGCCGGGAGUGCGAGGUGGACGCUCUGCCCAAGUCGGCCAAUGCGACUGAAACGGCGCCACUACUGGGGAAUAGGUCCACUAAGGAUGAUAGGAAGAAACGAUGGAGGCUGCUCCCCCAUAUCAGCAACGAAAGUCGGAUCGUUUUGGUCCAAUUGUGCGUUUUAUUCGCUUUGGAUAAUUUUGCAUCCGGGUUGGCUCCCUUAUCUUGGGUCACCUACUUUUUCAAGCGAAAAUUCGAUCUCCCAGAACGCAACCUUGGGUCAAUCUUUUCCAUCACUGGCAUUAUAUCGGCGCUUUCUAUGCUUGUGGCGUCCUCCAUCUCCAAGAGGAUGGGAAAUGUCAAGACGAUGGUCUUCACUCACCUUCCUUCGGCAAUCUGUCUUGCUCUGAUCCCCAUCCCAGCGACCUUAGCCGGAGCCCUGGUCUUCCUGAUUGGUCGGGCUUGUACACAAGUUAUGGACGUUGCGCCCCGCUCAGCAUUUCUUGCAGCGAUCGUCCUUCCACACGAACGAACUGCUGUCAUGGGAACGAUCAACGUUGUCAAAACGUGCGCCCAGAGUUUAGGCCCUGUCAUCACCGGUGUUCUAGGAACGAAUAACCAUUUCUGGGUCGCUUUUAUUGCCGCCGGCUCGCUCAAGGCUACAUAUGAUUUGGGGCUGCUUGCACUGUUUGCGGGGAGGAAGAGCCGGGGAGAGAGGAUGUCAGAGAGGGUAGAUGAAGAGCAAGAAGCUGCUGUGACUACCGGCGCACGUGCGUAG